AUGUCGUCCCAAUCUUAUGAACGUUCAAAAUCAAAUAAUUCAUCAAUGAAUGUAACAAUAGUAGCAUCAGGUUCAUCAUUGAUAGAUUUACUUAAUCAACAAACGUCUCAAACAACAAGUAAAGAUGAUUCAACACCAACUAUGCUUAGUGAAAAUAUUAGCCGACGACGUACUCAACAGACUCGUAAUUCAGAAUCAAAUGGUAGAGAUAAUGAAAGAUUAUCAACAUUAUUCAAUACAACUGGUCGCGAACGAAAUACUACAGCACCUUUAAAACAAUGGCUUUAUGAGCAUCAACAUCAUCCAUAUCCAACAGAAAAUGAACGAAAAGAAUUAAUGGAAAAAACAAGUAUGUCUGCAUAUCAAAUAACAACAUGGUUUACAAAUGCUCGUGUACAAAUGCGUAAAGAAAAAACAUUAAUUUCAAAAAAUGAAGAAAAACAAGAAAAUAAUAUAAAACAAAAAAAAAAUUCAAAUCAUGUUCAAACAACUAUAGAUUUAACAAUAUCAUCUGAUGAUGAAAAAGUUGAAUUACAUAUUAAUUCACCAAUUUUAUUAAAUCAAAAACAAAUCGUUUUGGCAUAUUCUUGUUUAUAUAAUUAUCAAAUUGUUGAACUUCAUCGUUUAGAAUCGAUUUAUCCUAAUCAAUUAUCAAUAUCUGGUUAUGUUAAUGAUCAAACAACUCAUUUAAUUAUGGGAAAUGAAGAAAAACCUUUAUUAUGUCCAUUAACAUUGAAAUUAUUUCAAGGAAUAGCUCGUCAUUUAUAUAUCAUGUCAUAUCAAUGGAUUAUUCAAUGUAUAAAACAAAAUAAUAUUAUUGAUGAAAUUAAUUAUGAAAUACGUGGUGAUAUUCCAUUUGGAGAAUAUCAUGAUGGAAUGAAAAGAAGUCGAUUAUCAAAAGAAGUUAAACUAUUUGAAAAAUGUCAGUUUUUUAUUUUAUGUGAUGGUUGUCAAGGUAGCAUGUCAAAAGAUGAACUAUCUGCUUUAAUUCAACUAUGUCAUGGUUCAAUUCUUCCAACAUUUCCAUUAACAGCAACGACUGAUAAUUCAACAUUCACUAUUGUUCUUUGUAACGCUUUAAGUCCAUUUGAUUCUGCUAAUCAACAACAAUUAUUUGAAUUAUCUCGUUCAAAUGGUAUUCAUUUUCUUGAUCCUGAAUGGAUUAUUGCAUCAAUUAUUCAAUUUGCUUUACAACCUUUUGAUUGUUAUGAAGAAAAAUUUUAA
Molecule: messenger RNA, 1224 nt
Organism: Rotaria sordida
Lineage: Eukaryota; Metazoa; Rotifera; Eurotatoria; Philodinida; Philodinidae
Source: the annotation of a GenBank genome assembly